Messenger RNA from Trichosporon asahii var. asahii CBS 2479, 1173 nucleotides. RefSeq lists its product as uncharacterized. Lineage: Eukaryota; Fungi; Basidiomycota; Tremellomycetes; Trichosporonales; Trichosporonaceae. Gene Ontology annotation, molecular function: protein binding. The record is from RefSeq and is a predicted model, not a curated record. Gene Ontology annotation, cellular component: Cul4-RING E3 ubiquitin ligase complex. The coding region runs from base 1 to 1173 and encodes 390 amino acids. The transcript has a single exon.
AUGUCGAACCCGGGUCCAGCUGGGCCUCUAGGCCACCUGACAGGCAUGUACUUCGACCCCGACCGGAACCGCUACUUUCCCCUAGCCAUGCGCAACCUGCAGCUCCCCCUCUGUCCGCCAGCGACGAAGCGCAAGCGACCCGUUGCGGCCCCAUCGCCGCCCUCAAAGCGGACACUGCGACUACCGCGGCGCUCCCACCCCCACCCCUCUUCUGCUUCUUCGUCUAUGAGUCGGGGGGAGCACAAACUCGCCAGUGCGACCAUGCAGGGCGCGAUGGAGGUCGCCAAGUGCCCGGGGGAGGGCAUCACGAGUCUGAAGAGCUAUGCCGGCGGCCUGUGCGUCACGACCGACCACGGGGAGGUGAUCCUCGUCGACCGCUCGGGAGAGAGGGACUGGCAGGCACUCUGUUCCCAGCCCCUACUCGGUGUCCACUUCAACCCCGCGCGGAGCACGGUGCUCGCCGUCGCGAACGGGAACGACCCGCACGCCCACUCCCUCCGGCACACGGCGUACGGCGCCUUGGAGGCGGGCACGCUCGAUUUCCCGCAACGCGACCUCUUCGCCAUGUCGAGCUUUGACGACGUGACCUCGCUCGGUUCAGUUCGGAGCGUCAACGUCCUGACCCUGGGCCAGACGCUGGGGUAUGCGCGCCGGCGAUUGCCGAGCGAUCCGCUGGCGCUGCACCAGGCGAGUCGGGACGUGCUCUUCGCCGGCCUGCGGAGCUCGGCAAUCGUGCUCGAGGAUUUAAGGGUUGCGCGGCAGACGUCCGCCCUCGCCACCCUUCCGCGGGGCAAGGCCGUGACGGCCGUGAAGCGGCUGGCGGACAGUGCGGUGCCGUUCGGCGUCCUGGCGGCCGGACUGGACCAUCAGCUCGUCCUCUUCGACGCGCGCUUCUCCCGCUCCCCCCUGCGCACAUUCAAGGGCCACGUCAACGUGUACCACACCAACCUGGCCGUCACGACGAGUCCGGACGAUAUGGUCGUGCUCGCCGGCGGGAGCGAUCGGAGGAUCAGGGCGUGGAACACCGUCACGGGGGAGCAGAUCUUGCCCGCUAACAGACACCGACGCAACGUGCUCGGCAUGGACUUUAGGUAUAACGUGAAGCACGUCGAUGUCGAUGAGGACUGGAACGUGCGCGUCGCGAGUGCGGGCGACGUGCUCCGCUUUGCUUAA